UCGCGAGUCUCCCCUCCUUCCUUCGUUAAAACAGAGAACCGAGUGUGAUCGGAAACGAAAAGAAAGAACAUGGAGAAGAGGAGGAUAAUGGCGUGCAUCGUGGCGGCCGUAUUGAUCCUCUGCGGAGUAUCCCAGGUGAGAUCCGAUGGAUCUGACCAUCGGUUCAAACGAGGCGAAGACGUCCCUCUCUACGCCAACAAGGUCGGCCCUUUCCACAAUCCUAGUGAAACCUACCGCUACUUUGAUCUCCCAUUCUGCUCAUCAGCCCCCGUCAAGGAAAAGAAGGAGGCUCUUGGUGAAGUGCUGAAUGGAGAUCGAUUGGUUAGUGCACCUUACAAGCUUGACUUUCUGAAUGAGAAAGAGUCUGAACUUGCUUGCAAGAGGAGGCUGACAAAGGAACAAGUUGCUCAGUUCCGAGGUGCUGUUUCCAAGGACUACUACUUUCAAAUGUAUUAUGAUGACUUGCCAAUAUGGGGUUUCUUAGGAAAGGUUGACAAGGAAGGCAAAAGUGACCCAAGCGAGUACAAAUAUUACCUUUUUAAGCAUCUUAUUUUUAAUAUCCUUUACAAUAAGGAUCGAGUCAUUGAGAUUACUGUGCAAUCUGAUCAAAACUCUUUAGUGGACAUUACUGAAGAUAAAGAAGUUGAAGUGGAGUUCACCUACACAGUUAAGUGGAAGGACACAGAAAUCCCCUUUGAGAAGAGGAUGGAUAAGUAUUCACAGUCUUCUUCACUGCCACAUCACUUGGAAAUCCAUUGGUUCUCAAUCAUUAAUUCAUGCGUGACAGUUCUCCUCUUAACUGGUUUUCUUGCCACUAUUCUCAUGCGAGUUCUUAAAAAUGAUUUUUCCAAGUAUGCUCAUGACGAGGAGUCAGCAGAUGACCAAGAGGAGACUGGGUGGAAGUACAUCCAUGGUGAUGUAUUUAGGUAUCCAAAGUACAAGUCUUUGCUUGCUGCAGCACUUGGUUCUGGUACACAGUUGUUUACUCUAGCAAUUUUCAUUUUCAUGCUUGCUUUAGUUGGUGUCUUCUAUCCUUACAAUCGAGGGGCUCUGUUCACUGCACUGGUUGUGAUAUAUGCACUUACAUCUGGCAUUGCUGGCUACACGGCUGCCUCUUUCUAUUGCCAACUAGAAGGAACAAAUUGGGUGAGGAAUCUGUUAUUAACUGGAAGCCUGUUUUGUGGACCCCUCUUUCUCACAUUCUGUUUCCUUAAUACCGUUGCAAUAGCUUACAGUGCUACUGCAGCAUUGCCUUUUGGAACGAUCGUGGUGAUUUUCCUUAUACUUACUCUGGUCACUACACCAUUAUUAGUAUUGGGUGGGAUUGCUGGGAAAAAUAGCAAGGCUGAGUUUCAGGCACCCUGUCGCACGACUAAGUAUCCCAGAGAGAUUCCUCCAUUGCCUUGGUAUCGAACGUCUCUUCCUCAAAUGGCAAUGGCAGGGUUCUUGCCUUUCAGUGCGAUCUAUAUUGAACUUUACUACAUAUUUGCUAGCGUGUGGGGUCACAGGAUCUAUACCAUAUACAGCAUCCUCUUUAUUGUCUUCAUUAUUCUUCUGAUUGUCACUGCUUUUAUCACUGUGGCAUUGACAUACUUUCAACUUGCUGCUGAAGACCAUGAUUGGUGGUGGAGGUCAUUCGUGUGUGGAGGAUCCACUGGCUUGUUCAUUUAUGGCUACUGCUUGUAUUACUACUAUGCACGAUCUGACAUGUCGGGCUUCAUGCAAACCUCAUUUUUCUUUGGAUACAUGGCUUGCAUCUGCUAUGGUUUCUUUCUCAUGCUCGGGACUGUCGGUUUCCGUGCUUCUCUAUUCUUCGUCCGUCAUAUCUACCGCUCUAUCAAGUGCGAGUAGAAACUCACCUGGUCCUCCAUAUGUUCCAUGUCUGACUGAUGAUACAGGAGAAGAAAAAAGGGGUUGUUUGUGUCCAUGCUUCUGGACUUGUCCGAGGUUUUAGGGUUUAUGCUUCGAGGAAGAGGAGUUGCGUAUUAGACAAUAUAUCUACAUUCCUUCAAUGGAAAUGUUCAUGUUGGAGUGUAGGAUGCCAUGCCAUGAAGCAGCUGGUAGUACCUGAUGCAUGUUACAUUUUUCUUUUUGUUUGGUAGUAAUUUUUUGUUGGGACAAAAUGUAGACAGGGAAAAAAAAAAAGAACACUUGUGAUAUUCCUAUAUGACAUGCUUCUCACAAUUUUAGCUUCAAAUCGAUAAUACCCAUCAUAUUGUAUGUUA
Messenger RNA from Tripterygium wilfordii, 2225 nucleotides. Its product is annotated as transmembrane 9 superfamily member 4. The record is from RefSeq and is a predicted model, not a curated record. NCBI's taxonomy places the organism in Eukaryota, Viridiplantae, Streptophyta, Magnoliopsida, Celastrales, Celastraceae. The transcript has 8 exons. Gene Ontology annotation, cellular component: membrane. The coding region runs from base 70 to 1851 and encodes 593 amino acids. Gene Ontology annotation, biological process: protein localization to membrane.